Molecule: messenger RNA, 1067 nt
Organism: Pelecanus crispus (Dalmatian pelican)
Lineage: Eukaryota; Metazoa; Chordata; Aves; Pelecaniformes; Pelecanidae
Source: RefSeq, a predicted model, not a curated record
CUGUUAAUAGACGGAGCUCCUCUUUGCCAUGCAGAAGUUCAAGUAAAUGUUUGGGAUCCCCAGUCACUCUAAAGCCUAAGAGAUCUUUCAGCGUGUCUUUGAGAGAAGUUGUGUCCCAUAUAAUUGAAGAGCUAGUUGUAAGUGGUGCAGAAGAGAUGGCUAAUACAGUGAACGAAGUGGAACAGGAAGAGAUUUUCAGAGAGGCUGCAGAACAUCGUGCAAAUGCUGGAUAUUCUGAACAUUUGGAGAAGAAACUGACCAAAAAAGCAGAAUCACAGAUAACUAUGACACAGGAUACCAGAGUCGAAACGGAAAUGGCCCUUUCAGAAGAAGAGGGAAUAGCAGAAGGCAGUGUUGAACACCAAAGCUCUUCUGAAGCUGAACAUGAGAUUGCCAAAGAUGUUGGAGCUGGAACUCUGGGCAGGCAUUCCCAUGCUUCCUCUUCUGAAAAAUCUGGGAUGAAGCCAUUAAAGGAAGCUGUUGAACAAGCAGACGAACUAGAGGACCAGGUUAUCACAGUAGAAUUGGAUGGUCUGGAAGAAAAGCCUACUGAAGAUGAAGCUGAAGGCUCUGAGAGUGAAGAGGUUUCCAUGAAGACACCCGCGUUUGUGCGUGCUGCAGCCUACAAGCCACUGCUGUCAACUCCACGUCCUGCAAAACCUGCUGCUCCCAAGUCUCCCCUGCAGCCGCUGCGGGCUAAGCCAGCUCCAAAGAGCUUGGGAGCGUCACGGAGGAAAACAUGUGAGCCUGAAGUAGCAAGCAGUUUGAUAAAGAAGAUAUUUAGCCAUUAUGUGAAAAUGCCAGUGGCCAGAGAUGCAUUUAAAAUUGUUGAAAAAUGCUCUGAGAGAUACUUCAAGCAGCUAAGCAGUGAUCUGGAAGCUUACAGCAACCAUGCAGGGAGGAAGACAGUGGAGUUGGCUGACCUGGAAGUCCUCAUGAGAAGACAAGGGCUGGUGACAGACAAGGUGCCGUUGCAUGUGCUAAUAGAGCGUUACCUCCCUCUGGAGUACAGGAAGCUCCUGAUUCCAGUUGCUGUGAGCGGAAAUAAAGUGAUCCCCUGCAAAUGA